AUGAGGAAUGUGCCGUUGCAGGAAUCCUUGACCUUCAGGGAUGUGUUUGUGGACUUCACCCUGGAGGAGUGGCAGCAACUGGACUCCGCUCAGAAGAACCUCUACAGGGAUGUCACGCUGGAGAACUACAGCCACCUGGUGUCCGUGGGAUACCUCGUUGCCAGACCGGAGGAGGUCUCGAGAUUGGGGCGAGGAGAAGAGGCCAGGAGGGCAGAGGGAGGGCCGUCCGCGCCGAAUUUUCCAGGUGAGCCCGCACGCGAAUUCUGGCAAGUUGAUGACCAGAUAGACAACCACAAGGAAAGCCAAAACCAACUUCUGUGGCAAACUGCAUUAGUAGACAAGGAAACACAGAAGGAUCAAAGUGGCCAAGAAUUCGCAACCUUCAGGAAAAUCGUUUAUCCAAACACAGACUUUGUUUCUAUAAGACAAAGACUCCCUAAAUAUUAUUCCUGGGGAAGGUGUUCAAAACAUAAUUUAAACUUUCUUUGUCAAAAUAGAAGCUAUGUAAGAAAGAAAGAUGAUGAAUGUCAGGCACAUUGGAAAUUAUGCUUCCAUUCUAAUCUCAAUAAUGCUCAACCUGCAGAGAAAUUUUUUGAGCCUAAUCAAUGUGGAAGAGCCCUCCACCAGAAGCAAGCACUUAAUAAAACUCAAAGAAUUCAAACUAGGGAGAAACUCUAUGAGUGUUCUGAAUGUGGGAAAGUGUUUAUCCAGAAAGCAAACCUUGUAGUACAUCAGAGAACUCACACAGGAGAGAAGCCUUAUGAAUGCUUUGAAUGUGCAAAAGCCUUCAGCCAGAAGUCAACCCUCAUUGCUCACCAGAGAACUCACACAGGGGAGAAGCCCUAUGAAUGCAGCGAAUGUGGAAAAACCUUCAUCCAGAAGUCAACUCUGAUUAAACACAAGCGAACUCACACAGCAGAGAAACCAUUUGUAUGUGGUGAAUGUGCAAAAGCCUUUAAGAGUUCAUAUCACCUUAUUAGACAUGAGAAGACACACAUUAGGCAAGCAUUUUAUGAAGGAAUCCACUUUGGUAAGUCCAGCCUUAUGCAUCAAAGGACUCGUAACAGUGAGAAACCUGAGUGUAAUAAACAUGGGAAACCCUUUGAUGAGAAAGCCAACCCCAUUAAACACCAGAGAUCUCACACAAAAGAGAAACUUUAUGAGUGCAGUAAAUGUGGGAAAAGCUUCAGGGGAAAGUCACACCUCUCUGUUCAUCAGAGAAUUCAUACAGGGGAGAAGCCUUAUGAAUGCAGCAUAUGUGGGAAGACUUUCAGUGGGAAAUCACACCUCUCUGUCCAUCAUAGAACUCACACAGGAGAGAAGCCGUAUGAAUGCAGAAGAUGUGGAAAAGCGUUUGGUGAAAAGUCAACCCUUAUUGUACAUCACAGAACUCACACAGGAGAGAAACCCUAUAAAUGCAAUGAGUGUGGGAAAGCCUUCAGCGAGAAGUCACCACUGAUAAAACAUCAGAGAAUUCAUACAGGGGAAAGGCCCUACGAAUGCAGUAACUGUGGAAAAGCAUUCAGGAGGAAGUCAACUCUCAUUAAACAUCAGAGAAUCCACACAGGGGAAAAACCCUACAAAUGCAGUGAAUGUGGGAAAGCCUUUAGUGUGAAAUCCACUCUCAUUGUACAUCACAGAACUCAUACGGGAGAAAAACCCUAUGAAUGCAGGGACUGUGGAAAAGCCUUCAGUGGGAAGUCAACUCUCAUUAAACAUCAGAGAAGUCAUACAGGAGAUAAAACCUAUUAA
Odobenus rosmarus divergens (Pacific walrus) is the source of this 1752-nucleotide messenger RNA. It is a transcript of the gene ZNF674, whose product is annotated as zinc finger protein 674. Gene Ontology annotation, molecular function: DNA-binding transcription repressor activity, RNA polymerase II-specific. The coding region runs from base 1 to 1752 and encodes 583 amino acids. Gene Ontology annotation, biological process: negative regulation of transcription by RNA polymerase II. The transcript is spliced from 3 exons. Lineage: Eukaryota; Metazoa; Chordata; Mammalia; Carnivora; Odobenidae. The record is from RefSeq and is a predicted model, not a curated record.